GGCAGCCUGGGAGCUCUGCCGCUCUGCCUGGGGCUGGUGUUGGGGGCGCACCCGUUACUUCACCCCAGGACGCGGGCUGCCCUGGCCCUCUUUCUCCAGCCCCAUGUCGCUGCCGAUCUGCGGGCUGGGGCCUCCGUCCCCACCGCAGGCACCCUAACUUGGUCUCUGGUUCCGUGCGUUGGGACUGCCCCUGCUGGGCACAGGGCCGAGGCUGGGCCCGGGAGCCACGUGGGCUUGUUCUCUGUCCGCAGCGCCGUGGGGAAGACGUGCUUGCUGAUCAGCUACACGACCAACGCCUUCCCCGGAGAGUACAUCCCCACCGUUUUCGACAACUACUCUGCCAAUGUGAUGGUGGACGGGAAGCCUGUUAACCUGGGGCUGUGGGACACUGCCGGGCAGGAGGACUACGACCGGCUGCGGCCACUCUCCUAUCCCCAAACUGAUGUCUUCCUGAUCUGCUUCUCCCUGGUGAGCCCGGCCUCUUUUGAGAAUGUUCGUGCCAAGUGGUACCCAGAGGUGCGGCACCACUGCCCCCACACACCCAUUCUCCUGGUGGGCACCAAGCUGGACCUCCGUGACGACAAGGACACCAUUGAGCGGCUGCGGGACAAGAAGCUGGCGCCCAUCACCUACCCACAGGGCCUGGCCAUGGCCCGAGAGAUCGGCUCUGUCAAGUACCUGGAGUGCUCAGCCCUGACCCAGCGGGGCCUGAAGACGGUGUUUGACGAGGCCAUCCGGGCCGUGCUCUGCCCGCCCCCAGUGAAGAAGCCGGGGAAGAAAUGCACGGUCUUCUAGGGCCCUUGCCCCCCAGGGCCUGGGGCUGGAGAGGAGCAGCCCUCGCCCCGUCUGCUGUUGUGUUGAGAUGUCUGGUGUCCCUGAGUCUGCUGUGGGGGAGUGGUGCGGGUGGGGAGGGGAGAAGCAUGGGGACAAGGCUGGGGUGGCGGGGUCCCGUCCUCUCUGCCUCUUCUUUCUGGGGUUCGGCUCCAGCCUUCCUUGGCCCCCAUGGGAGGCCAGGAGGGAGCAGGGUCUCCCUCAGGGCUGCAGGGUUGGGUCCAGGGCAGCCCCAGGAUGGGCUUCCCUGACAGGGGGAGGGUGGCGGGUGGGUUCUGUCCUUUGCACCCAGAACAGGGCGGCCCCUUCUGAUUUUAUACAAUAAACGUUCUCUACCAACA
Molecule: messenger RNA, 1172 nt
Organism: Galeopterus variegatus (Sunda flying lemur)
Lineage: Eukaryota; Metazoa; Chordata; Mammalia; Dermoptera; Cynocephalidae
Gene: RAC3
Product: ras-related C3 botulinum toxin substrate 3 (rho family, small GTP binding protein Rac3)
Exons: 5
Biological process (GO): establishment or maintenance of cell polarity; regulation of actin cytoskeleton organization; cortical cytoskeleton organization
Cellular component (GO): plasma membrane; cell projection; cytoskeleton
Molecular function (GO): protein kinase binding; GTPase activity; GTP binding
Source: RefSeq, a predicted model, not a curated record